CCUUGAAUUGUUUCUGCAUGCUACCACCAUGCCUCCCCGUGACAAUGACUUUAUGGAUGCGGGCUCGGACUCUGAUAUAUCUUUAGGCGAUGACGCCUACAACGUUUCCAAAGGGAGGGGAAAGGGAAAGGCCACUGAUAAACGAAAACGGGAUGACAAAGGAAAAGGAAAAGCAAAGGAUGUCCAAGCAUACACCUGGGAGGCGUCUUAUACGCGUUCAUGGGACACUGUCCGAGAAGAUGAAGCUGGGAGCCUGCAAAGUGCCGUCGAAGAUUGGAUGACUAGAGGUCGACGGAGGAGAUUACAGGCGCCUGCUGCAGCAAUACGGCGGUCAAUCAUUCGACAUCUUGUUCUUUUAUUGGACCUCUCUGCUUCUAUGCUCGACCGGGACAUGCGACCGACGCGGUUUACCUUGACCCUCCAGUAUGCUCGGGAAUUCAUCUUGGAGUGGUUCGACCAGAAUCCGUUGGGGCAGAUAGGCAUCGUGGGCAUGCGUUCAGGCUUAGGAGAACGAAUAUGUGAAAUGUCUGGAAACCCCCAGGAAGUUCUCAAAACAAUAUCGGAUAGACAUAAACUCUUACCAACGGGAGAACCGAGCUUGCAGAAUGCCAUUGAAAUGGCGCGGAAUAGCAUGAACCACCUGCCCACGCACUCUUCGCGCGAAAUUCUCAUCAUAUUUGGUUCUCUGACUACUUGCGAUCCUGGAAACAUCCAUGACACGUUAGACUCCUGCGUAAGAAACAAAAUAAGAAUUUCCGUCGUUGCACUCGCAGCAGAGAUGAAGAUAUGCAGAGAUCUCUGUGACAAAACAGGCGGUCAAUUUGGUGUCGCGAUGAACGAGGGACACUUCAAAGACCUUUUAUUCGAACUUAUACCUCCUCCCGCACAGCAAGCUUCUACUCGUACAGGCUCGACUAAUCCUGCUGCGGAUUUGAUGAUGAUGGGAUUCCCGACACGUCUCCCGGACGCAUCACCGCCAAGCCUGUGUGUCUGCCAUUCAGAUCUCAAGAGCGAGGGGUACAUCUGUCCUCGGUGUCUGGCCAAAGUCUGCGACGUGCCCACUGACUGCGAUGUUUGUGGAUUGAUGAUUGUGAGUUCUCCGCAUCUAGCUCGGAGUUACCACCACCUGUUCCCCGUUAAGCCGUUCGAUGCUGUAAAAUCUUUACAAGAAGCAGGUCCAUCGCCGACAUGCCACGCAUGUGCGCGAGCUUUUCCAACGACAGCUCUUUCUUCUACUGCAGAAGGCAUGAGUGCGGUGGGUAGGUAUCGGUGUCCGGAAUGUCGAAACGAGUUUUGCUCAGAGUGCGAUGUUUUUUUGCACGAUGUCGUACACUGUUGCCCUGGAUGCGGAAAAUGAGAUUUUAUUGAGGGUGCCUCUGGGUCGUGCGUGUUACUUGUGUGACAUUUUGGUGACAACUAAUAUUUUCUUUUUCAUGCUUUCUCCCAGAUUAGGAAGUGCAGAAAAUGAAGAUCCAUCAUCUGAGUCGUUCAGUUCGUUCCUCGUCAAACCUGCGCUCUUUCGAAGAACUUUGAAUAUUGAAUUGUUGGAUUAUGCACAUGAGAAACGAAAGAUUUAGCACUGAGUCUGGGUGGCAUGGCAUUUGUUGGAGAUGUCGCAAGAUGAUGGAAGGUUCAAGCCGGCGUGAUGCCGGGUGAGCUUUAGUCAGAUAGAUACUGUUUAUGGAUGCUUUUCGUAGAACUCUCUAGAUACUUUCGUAGUAUAAAUAUUGGCUCUGUAGGAGCCAGUGAAUACAAGUUCAUUAGUCUGGCUUUACCAGCCA
Molecule: messenger RNA, 1781 nt
Organism: Desarmillaria tabescens
Lineage: Eukaryota; Fungi; Basidiomycota; Agaricomycetes; Agaricales; Physalacriaceae
Product: Ssl1-like-domain-containing protein
Exons: 7
Coding region: 29-1357 (442 amino acids)
Biological process (GO): regulation of transcription by RNA polymerase II; DNA-templated transcription; nucleotide-excision repair
Cellular component (GO): transcription factor TFIIH core complex; transcription factor TFIIH holo complex
Molecular function (GO): zinc ion binding
Source: RefSeq, a predicted model, not a curated record